Messenger RNA from Xyrichtys novacula (pearly razorfish), 6711 nucleotides. Lineage: Eukaryota; Metazoa; Chordata; Actinopteri; Labriformes; Labridae. The record is from the annotation of a GenBank genome assembly.
GCGGAAACCAACAUACACCUUAGCAAGCAACUGAAACGACGAGUUAACCACCACGGCACGAUGCAGCUAGCUACCUAACGCGUGAAAACGGUGGAAAUAAGAUAAUUCACCUCUGCAGAAGAGGCGGAUGGUAACUUUUAAUUACUUGUCACCGUCAAGCUUUGUGUGCUUUUGUAAGUUUAGCUAUUUUUACUAGCUUAAGUGGCUUGCUAACGUUAGUUAGCUAACUGCAUUGCAUCUGAGGCAAGUCUUUGGACAGUCCUCCAACAUGUAAAGCUGGCCUCUCUCGUCCACUCAGGAGUUGGUUGGUGGUUUUGUUGGAUUAAUAACAUCAGGCGGUAAAAACUGGUGUCUCGUGAGUACUGGGGGGUUCACGUGAUAGGGAUGAGUUUGCAAGUUUGGAGAAAGUGGUAAAGUUAGAGAGGCAAGAAACGAUUAGAAAGAGCAGCGGAGGUUCGGCUUAGUUUGAUCCUGAUAGGGGAGUUUAGACGACUUUUUCUCAGAGAUUAAUUCGCAAGGAAAACUUUCUGAAAAUGAAAGUUAUGGAGAAAAAUGUGAUGCGCCUGGUGGCUGUGCAGCAGCUCCGCUCGGCGUUUGGUAUAAAGACAAAGAACUGGAACAAAAACAAAGCAGCCAGCUGUAAGACCUCAGCCAACAACCUGGUAAGUUCACAGAAAGCUUUUACUGAUACUCAGCUAGUGUACAUGUUUUACAUUAGCAGUGACUGAAACUCGGGAUUUAACGCAGAAGCAUCAUCUGAAGUGCCAGCUCGAUGACACACUAUUGUUUAGUCUGCUGAAUCGAAUUAGCAUAUUAGUGAAAGCUUGCCCCCACUGAUGAGACCCAUUUGUUCACAGGCCGUUGUCACCCAUGUCAGUCACUGCUGAUGCUUUGUUGGGCUGCCCUCCUGAUUAUCCACACCACAAAUUCCCUUUUAGAAAAAAAUAAAGCCUGAAUCUUGAAGCAGAAAAGGGCAGUGUUUUCUCACAAAUCUUAAUGACACAUUUGGAUGAAUUGGGGCAUUUUUGUAUAAAAAUAUUGUAAUCUAGGUAGGACAAUUUAACCUGUAUAUUAUGCUGAAUUCAGUGGAAGUUUAGAGUACUUGAAGACUCAGAUUCUCCUUGUGAGCUUCAAUCGUAAUUGCGUAAUUGGAGUCACAAGGUUGGUGCAAGUGAUUUAGCAGUUUUUCCAAACACACAUUGAACUUCUGUAUUUGAGGAAAUGCCUUUGAAUAGGAGAAAGGUUGACAAAGAUGAAGUUUGCAGUUGAUACAUUUCCUCUUUGUUUUUUUUUAUAUUAUUGUUCCUCCAGACCAAGGUCUUUGGGGUUCCCCUUGAGAGUUUACCGUCCUAUAAUAUGGAGAGUGGCAUUGUGCCGAGGUAAGUGAACCUCCUGGUUUACCUUCACUGUUGCUUCACUGUCUUUUUAGAAGUAUUUUAUUUACAUUUCUUUUCCUUUUUAAGUUUUCUAGUGGAUGCAUGUAUGAAGCUGUUGGCACAUAUUGACACAGAGGGCCUGUUCAGAAAGUCUGGCUCUGUCAUCCGUCUGAAAGCUCUCAGGGUGAGUGAUGACCAAGCUUGACCUCUCAUUCACUGAAGGACCUUGACUCUGAAAAGGUCUGAAAUAACAGAGUUGGGUUUUGUUUUGGUUUUUUCUGUCCAGGCUAAACUUGAUGCAGGAGAGGAGUGCUUGUCCUCAGCUCUUCCUUGCGAUGUGGCUGGUCUGGUGAAGCAGUUCUUCAGGGAGCUUCCAGAGCCGGUUCUGCCCACAGAGCUGCAGGAGGCCUUUCUCAAGGCCCAGCAGCUCUCCACAGAGGAGGAGAGGACCUCUGCCACCAUGCUGCUGUCAUGUGUACUUCCUGACAGGAACAUGAGCAUGCUGCGUUACUUUUUUGACUUCCUCAGCAACGUAUCUAAGAGGUGCGAGUCUGAGAUUGAUUACUUUUGUUUCUUUGACCAAUCCCAUUUUUUUAUCAGUCUUUUUUAGCUCUCUUUUCAUGGAUACUUAUUUGUUUUUGUUUUUGGCUUAAUUACAGGAGCGCAGAGAAUAAGAUGGACAGCAGUAACUUGUCAGUGAUCUUGGCUCCUAACCUCCUUCACUCUGGAGACGGCACCGAGAAGAUGAACGCCAACACUGAGAAACGACUCAAACUACAAGCGGCCAUCGUACACUGCUUCAUAGAGAAUGCCGACAGCUUUGGUACGACUUGGAAAAUUCACAUUUUGUCUUUGUCUUUUUAUCAGUUCAGUAUUGUUCAAUAUUGUUUUAUCUGUGUGUCACAGGUGUGCUACCACAGCAGCUUCAAGAGAAAGUUCCAGCCAUGAUGGGCUGUGAGGCGGGAAUUCUGUCUCCUGCUCGUGAUGGACUGGAGGAGCUGGACUUAAACUCAGGGAUGAAGAAGAGAAACAGACGCAGCUUUGGAGGUAAGAAUGCACCAUAUGAGGUUCAUUUAUGUAAAAGCUUCAGUGCACUCUACACAAUCCUACUAACAUAUUCUCCAGAAAGUGGUUUAACCACACAAGAUAUAUUAAAUGACCAUUAGAAUCACAAAUCUAACUACUAUGGAGCCCUUUGUGUAUCAUAGAAACUGUAUACUCAUCCUAUAAUAUUGUAGUAGCAAAUCCAGUGUAAGUGGUUUGGUUUGUCUCAUAUUACAGAUGUGGUCAAUGGUGCUCUGAAUAAGAUAAAAACUAAUAGAACACCCACAAAAGCCACCCACUCAGACAGUCUCGGUAUGUACGAUGGUCAGAUGAGAUAAUGUUGCUGUCAUAUAGCAUGGUGAUUGUUACGUAAUCCAUCUGCUGCGCAUCAAUGACAACCUUUCUGCUCUUUACAUAGAAACCAAACUUGAUAUCAUUUUAAAUUGAAUCUCCAGCUUCGCUUCCUAUGAAAAAAAAUCCUAUAUUUAUGAAUAAGAAUUUGCUUGAGUGUUGAUCAUAAAUGCCUGGUUUCAGUGGUUUUACUGGCUGUUGUCUUUGCCUGUCUGCCUCAUUUGCAUGGACUGUCCUCCAAAAAUUUCCACCAUCUCUGCUUAUUCUUCAUCAUCUCUGGAAUGUUUGGAAUUAUAAACAUUGUCGGCUUUAUCCUCUAAACGGUGACAUGAAUUCUUUUGUGAUUUUGCCAGUCUUUUCCUCUGCAACUCCUGUGAUUGCUACUCCAAACUCAAAGCGAAAGCUGCCUUUGGAAUCUGGUCACUCUUUUGGAUUCUCGAACAAGAAACGUAGAUCGAUCAAAAAAAACCUUGGGAUAGAUUUAUUACCCAAUACUUUGUUCAGCGGGACAUCUACUCCUGGAUCAGGUACUGAUGGUUGUUUGAUCAAUGAGGCAUCUAUUGUUUACUGAUAACUAUCCUGCUUCGUCUUUAACUCAUGAUUGUAAGAGAUCCUUUUUUAUUCUAUUCAUAUGGUAUAGCUUACAGCGCGUCUGGGGUCUUGGACACUUCCCAUAAUCCUCCAUCCUCAGCAGGGAGGUCCAGAAGGCUGCCAGCCUCCUCUGCAAGAAGGAAGAGCCGACGACUUAGCAGCAGAAAUGCCGUUCACAGGUACACACUUUCUUUGUCCUCCAGUUAUUAUGCUUCAGGUGUUCUGGAAAAUGCAUUGUGUGACACAACCAUGAAUCUGCACAAUACUGCGUUAAUCGGGCUUCAGUGCGACAAGUUUAUCUUUCACUGAUCUCUUUCAUGUAUGUCCUUUCAGAGUGGAAUCUGGAAGAGCCGGCUGCUUUUCUCCAAAAGUGGACAAAAAAGAAGCACCACGCAAAUCCCUGCGUUUGCGUUUUAGCCUGGGGAAGAGCAGCAAAGAAGCUGUAAGUGUGGUAGUAAAGUAGACUGUAGACUAUACUUUCCACUUAUCUUGGUCUCAGAUAAACAAUCAAGAAAUGUUGUCAGAUAAGGUGCUUUUGGGCUUAUGUUGCAUGACUUGUAUUAAAACUGUAGAAACACUUUUGCACAUGGGUAUUUUGGUUGUUGCACAGGGGCACUUAUUUAUUGUGUAGCACGUUAGGUUUUCUUUUAUUAGCUAACACAUUUAGAUGAAUGCACGCACAGUUCAGAAGAUACAUUAAUUAUGUUACAAAAAAUGUUUAUUUUUGAGUGGUACUAAGACGGGAUUUCCUGUGCAGAGUUUCAGUGGUUUACUGUGUGAAGCACUUGUGUACUCAAUAGUAUUUACAGAAAAUGUGCUGUAACCUGUCUGAGAUAUAUUUGGUGAGCUCUUAAAGACUAAGAGUGCAUGACUUUCUAAUGCUCUAUAGUGCUUCAUAGUUAUAUGUACAAUCAUGAGUCAAUAAAAAGUUGUUGACCAACAAAUGCAAUAUGUUGUUUCUUCUGAGUGAUUUCUACUGUCCUCUGAAGAACUAACCAGAACAAUCAUGAAGUUAACACCUUAAUCUUGCAUUCUGGGAAACAUCUGUGGGGUCCUUUUUUAACAAAUUAAUAUCUAAAAGCUUAAUCCUCCUCUAAGCUUUUAUUUCCAUGUCAUUUCUCAUUCCAUGUUGGUGAUAAAGGGGUCUGAGUCCAUUGGUUUGAGACUCGCCACCCAAGAGAGCACCACCAGUUUCUGUUUCACCAAAGAGACCGAGUUCAGUCCCUCAGUUCUGAUGAGAAGAGCUGAACCCAAAAGUAAGUAACAAGAUAAAUGAAUUGUUAUGUGAUGAACAUAAUUCCCUGACUUGGGAACGAGCUAACAUCUCACUUUAUUUUGAAGGCUCAAAGUACAUCAGCAAGUCGGAGGAUAACCUGCUCACUCCUCAGUGCAACUCAGAGGCCCAUGGGACCUCGUGGAGCGUAGAGACCCCUGCAGGAGGAGGAUCUUUCACUGACACCCCCAUGAACAUGUGCCUGAAGAGUGCCUUCAAAUCUGAGCCAGUCAUUGUCAUCACUAAGCCCCCGGUGGUGGCCAGCCUUCCCAAGAAGAUUUGCUGUACUUCCAGUGCUGAGAGUCUGGAGAGUGAAAGCUCUGUGAGCGAAACCCAGAGCAGAACGGCCCCGACGCUGCUGAAAAUAAAGACCGGCUUCAUUCAGUCUGACGGCAACCUCCAAACUGCUAUACAGGAACCCUGCUAUGCUUCGGAAGUAAACACAACACAACCACAAGACAGCUUUGUAGUUCCUCCAACAGUCGGUGCAGAGGCCUCAUGUCUCCUGACUGGACAGAGCCAUCUGGCUAAGGAUCAGAACAUCACCUUUGGUCAGAUUGAAAUAGCCGCUUUGUCUCCUCUGCAUAUUGACAGUGUUGUGUUAGAGUCAGGUGGGUUCAGUCCAGUAGAAAAGAAGGAUAAAGAUUCGAUCUGUGACGCUCACAUCAGCAGCCAGAACAGCUCUAUAGAUGAAAGAAAUGACAGAGAGGUGGAGCAGAUAAACUGCAGCAGGCUGAUUGAUGCUCUGGACAUCCACAGUCCUGCUCUCUUCAAACUAGGGGUCUCCUCUGGGCUGCAGUCUACUCCAUUCAAGCUGGAAGAAGAGCCCCCUGAAACGGGUACGAUUGGUGGCAGUGCGGUACAUGAAGAAAGUGAAUCUUCCCAUGAGAUCGGUACUGAAGUCCAAACCCAGCAGCCCCUCUCACCCCGCAGCCUGGAGAACGAAAAGCGGCGCGUUGCAGAUCACAUUCAGCAUUUCAACAAACUUACCCUUCAUUCUCCCAGAGGACCCAAAGCCAAAUUAAUCAGAUCACCGCUCAAGUUCCAGCGCACACCGGUGCGUCAGACUGUGCGCAGGAUGAACUCCCUCCUGAGUGAAAGCAAGAGGCCGACAAGAAGCACACAGCUCCCUCUCACGCAGAGUGCUCAGGUGGUGAAGGCGGUGAGCCUGGAGAGCGGUCUCUCCCCUCACCCACAGCUGAAACCUUCACAGGGAGGAAUGACCAAGAAGAUCCCACCUCCUGUCCCUCCUAAAAAACAGAGCACCCUUGCCCGCAAAGCUAAAGUGUGCGCUCUGGGGGAUGUGACCAAUAAGGUUCAAGCGAAGACCAAAGCGGACUCUUGUGUUCCUGAUCCGGCCUCAGCUCAGAAGCCUCUGGUGAAGCAGGUCGUAGAGAAGGACAUGAACCAUUACAGAGGCUCACCCAGAAACCCUCUGAACCAAGCACGCCUGCUGUCUGCCACCAAGCCUGUAGAUUUAUAGAUCAGAAUCUGUCGUUCUUUCUCCUCACUGCGCAGCCCUCUAUCUGCUGACUUUCAACAUUCCCUCAUACAUAAUCCACAUUUUCAGGGGUUUAAUUUAUUUGUAGCUCUGCUCUGUGCUGUCUCUGUUGUGUUUAGGGCCUUAUUGGGAGAUGUUCAUAAGCCUUAUGUUUUACUCUUGUGAGGCAAGUUUACAAGUUAAGAAUAGACACACCAGCCUGUAAGAUUAUGACUAUUUUUGUCAGGCAGAAGUGUGCGGGCCAAAUAAUCUAAAUGCAAAGACGGUAUGACUGGAAAUGCUUAGAGUUAGUCUUUUAUUUAUGCAUUUUAUAUCUAAUCCUUAGUUUGUAAGAGAGAAAAAAAAUGUUUACCUGAGUUGAAGCUGUUUUUAUCGGGGAGUAUUUUUAUACUGUUUCAUGUCAUAUUGAGAAAAAAGGAAAAAAAAUGCACCUUGAAUGGAUUUUAUGGAAAAAAAAAAGCUAAGCCAAGCAGUAUUGAUCGUUAUCUGACUAUUGCAGCCAGAUUCAGAACAUGAAACAACUAAAUGUUUUGCCAUGUGACCUGCCUCAGACAAAUAAAAUCACACAGCAUUUA